Messenger RNA from Mercenaria mercenaria, 4852 nucleotides. Its product is annotated as atrial natriuretic peptide receptor 1-like. Gene Ontology annotation, biological process: receptor guanylyl cyclase signaling pathway; cGMP biosynthetic process; intracellular signal transduction. The record is from RefSeq and is a predicted model, not a curated record. The coding region runs from base 642 to 4739 and encodes 1365 amino acids. Gene Ontology annotation, molecular function: protein kinase activity; guanylate cyclase activity; ATP binding. Lineage: Eukaryota; Metazoa; Mollusca; Bivalvia; Venerida; Veneridae. Gene Ontology annotation, cellular component: membrane. The transcript is spliced from 25 exons.
AUCCCAAAAUCGCACUGAAAGGUAACCCAAAGUGCCCUGGCAGUACAACUAGGUGAAAAAAAUAGCUGUGUUUGGAUAACUUGAAAUUGCAUACCGAAAUAGAUGAUAUGUAUGUGUGUACUUUUAGUUAUGUUUACUGAAAAGAUUUAGUGAAUCAGAGGGGGAUCUUUUUAAACAAUGAAGUAUUUACAAACGUGAAAAUUAUUGACAUUCAUUCAUGAAAAGAACAAAUAUGUAAUAUUCAGUUCAUUCAACGAAUAUCUGCAAUUUGGAAUUAAAUCGUUCAAACACAUUUUAAUCCGAGUGGAUUUUUUUUUCACCCUGGCUUCCAUGGAUCCGUGAUAGUUGUUCCUUGUAUUCCUUGUUGGAUGUUGACAGUGUCUUGUAUCUAUUUUUAGAGGGUUUAUCAGCUGAGUGGACGUGCAAUACACAUAAAAAAUCAUAUAUGUCAUUAGCAGGUUGUUUAUCUUUCACUGUUCGCUCAUCAUAACGAUGGUCUUCAUAUGCGACAAUGCUUCAGAGUGGGCCCUGCAUAUUAACGGAAGAAGAAGUAGAGAAGAGUUUCUGUAUUGAACUUGUGGUUUAUUUGACAAUUUUAAAAUCAAACAGUAUGACGGUCACGGUUGAAAUUUAGAUUGAAGAUGGUUGAAGGUGGAAGAAAACAGUGUGGUCUUAAAUACAUAGUUUGCUUAUUUUCUUCUACAAUAUUAUGUAUAUCUGGACAGACAACGUUGCAAGCAGUUUGGAUGGUACCAUUUACGUCACACCCGACGUCAAGUUUUGUCUAUAACGCAUCGUCUUCUGUAGCGGCGUUGGCUUUGGGUAUACAGACCGUGUACAAACAGUCUAUUCUUCCUGGUCACGUGUUCAAUGUUAGCCUGAUAGACACAGACUGUAGCAGCAAGCAGAGUAUGGGUGCACUUGUUGAUCUUCUGUUUCAACAAAACGUUGACGUGGUGUUUGGACCUCCGUGUUCACAAGUUGUACAACCUGUUGGAGAGUUGCUAUCCUAUAGAGAUGUUCCACUAUUGAACUGGGUUUCUCUAGGACAAACCAUCGGCUACAAAGAGGACCAUGACACGUAUAUACGGACAAUGGCCCCAAUCUCAUCACUAGGUGGUAUCAUGACACUAUUUUAUUACUACACCGGUUGGAGGAGACUGGUUAUGAUUUCUAGCGAAGGAGAUGAUUAUAAAAGUGGCGCGAUAACCAUAGAAACCAAUCUGAAAAGUCACGCCUCUAACGGCUUUCUGAUAGCGCAUCACUACAGUGACGUCAACAUCAACGCUACGGCAGCAGAGAUAGACCAAAUACUGUCAAAUAUCAUCCACGAAGGAAGAAUAAUAAUAUUGGUGAUUCCACGGGUUGAGCUACGGACAUAUAUGUUGCAGGCUUACCUGCUGGGUAUGACCAGCGGAGAUUACCAAUUCCUGUUCACCGACAUGCAGCUUGCCGACAACGAGGACAUGACUGUUAUAAACAGCGACAUGUUGUGGAAGCAAGGGGACCAGUAUGACACUGCGGCAAGACAAGCUUUUGAAAACGUCCUCUAUUUUGUGCUAGGUCACACUUCACACGAGGUGUCUGAAUGGAGCGCUGAAGCUUUCAGUGCUUACAACGAUACCUUUGCUGGUAGGAGGGAUGUUCCAGAACCGACAGAGCCGGACGAGUUUGCAUCCUAUCUACACGAUACUGUCAUUUUGUACGCCAAAACAUUGAACAGGUCUCUCACUUAUGGAUUGACCGGAAGCGGAAGUGACAUUUUUGCAUGGUCGUCAGUUGAAUUCUUCAAAGGACUAUCGGGGGAUGUUGUGAUGAACCAGCAAGGUGAUAGACAACCAACAUUUUUCGUGUACGACAUGAACUCGUCGGGAAUAUUUCACCUGGUUGCCAAUCUUCAGUACACCAUUGACGAGAGUUUGAGAAGAGUUAAUACGACGUCAACCUUUACAAAGAUUAUUUGGGGAGAUGGAAGGACAACAGAUGAUCCCUAUAUCCCUCCUGACAUUCCGGCUUGUGGCUUCUUCAAUGAAAAUUGUCCACCGGAAUCUUCUUCGGAGAACUAUUUGAUAAUCAUUGUCCCAGUGUGCCUCACAAUGUUGGUGAUCCUUCUAGCGCUGUUCCUCAUCUUCAGAUGGUGGAGAAGUGAAAGGAAUUUACAAAACAUGUCUUGGAAAAUCGACUAUAAUGAUCUUAAUUUUAACUUUUCGUCGAAGAAAAUGCAUUCUUCCAUGAGAACAUCCAAAGGACUUAAUAGCAGUGCCGGAAGUUUGGAUAGCACGACACUGUCCGGAACUAUCCGAAGUGGUGCCACUUCCACCCAGACGUUAAGACAUUCCAUAACAAGAGGACAGAUUUUUACAACUGUUGCUAUGCUUAAAGGGGAGAUGGUUGCUGUGAAAUUGACCACUAGAAAGAAAAUCAAUGCAGACAGGAAGUUCCUGCUUCAUAUGAAACAUUUGCAUGAAUUAAAACAUGCAAAUCUGACGACAUUUGUCGGCGUGUGCACCAUACCAGAGAAAAUCUGUUCCGUUUGGGAAUAUUGUAGUAAAGGCAGUCUGCAGGACGUGAUUGAAAACGAUGACAUUCACCUGGACACCAUGUUCAAACUUUCAUUGGCUCUGGACAUAUGUCAGGGACUAGAAUAUCUUCACAAGAGCGCUAUUAGACACCAUGGGAAUCUACGAAGUUCAAAUUGUGUCAUUGACAACCGUUGGGUUUGCAAGUUGACAGAUUUUGGCAUCCAGAGACUCAAACCGGCACGUGACUCUGUGGAGACCAUAGGAGAACAUGCCUUCUAUGCUAGACUAUUUUGGACAGCGCCAGAAAUUUUACGGAAGAUAUUGAGGAAGGAGUCCUACGCACACACGAGUGAAGCGGAUAUUUAUGCCCUUGGUGUGAUUAUCAAAGAAUUAUUGUGUAGAAAUGAACCGUACUGUGCUGAAACACAUCUCUCGCCUCAAGAAAUUAUAAAUAAAAUCGCCAAACCAGACGAUCCUGAUGAUAUUUUCAGACCGGCUAUAGCUGAUACCGAGCUGGACUCGGAAUAUAGCCAGGCCAAUAUGGUGUAUCUGAUCCAGCGGUGCUGGGCAGAGGACCCGGAAGUCAGGCCAGCAAUGAAAAGUAUAAUACGGACACUUAACAAAUUGAACCCAUACAAGAAAGCUAGUGUAGUUGACAAUAUGAUUGCAAUGAUGGAAAAGUACACAAACAACUUGGAAGAGAUCGUUGCCGAAAGAACAGAACAACUUCAGGAGGAGAAAUUGAAGACAGAUGCACUGUUGUACAGAAUGCUUCCUAAGAAAGUUGCGGAGGAUCUGAAAGUUGGGCGAGCUGUACAGGCGGAGGCAUUUGAUUCUGUGACAAUAUAUUUCUCCGACAUUGUACAGUUUACAAACCUUGCGAGUGAGAGUACACCGCUAGAGAUAGUGGCCUUGCUGAAUUCCUUAUACACGUUGUUCGAUGCCAUUAUUAGUCAUUAUAACGUCUAUAAGGUGGAAACAAUUGGAGAUGCAUAUAUGAUUGUUAGUGGACUGCCAGAAAGGAACGGGAACCUGCAUGUAAAAGAGAUCGCUGGAGUUGCUCUGAGCAUUUUGCAAAGUGUUAUGACGUUCAAAAUACCUCACAAACCAGACAGACAGUUAGAGAUCAGAAUAGGUUUACACACCGGCUCUGUGGUAGCUGGAGUGGUAGGACUGACGAUGCCUAGAUACUGUUUGUUUGGAGAUACUGUCAACACAGCCUCUAGAAUGGAGUCAAAUGGAAAACCAUUGAAGGUGCACGUAAGCCCAAGUACUAAGGAAGCCCUGGACGAAUUUCCAGAAUUUCUAGUAGAAGAGAGAGGCGAGAUACCAAUUAAGGGUAAAGGCAUGAUGAGGACAUACUGGCUGUCAGGCUUAUACAUUGCUGACGAGGAGGUUUGCAUGGAAACUGAUCAGUACCUGAAACUUGUAGAGCCCGAUAAACCAUUAGAAGACAAACACGCGGACGAAUACACGAGCCAUGGUACUAGCAAUCUAACCGGGACUGAACUGAAAGUGUGUGAUAUUGUUGAAGGCAAAAUAAGUGUAGCUGAUUCUGGUAUCAGUAUGGACAAAGGAACAAACGAUAAAAUUGGAAAUACUUUACUUAGUACUGACUCUACUAGCGGAGAAGAUAUUGACGUCGAUAACGGUAAUCCUGAAUUUAGUAAGGAUGUGAAACGUAUUGAAAGUGUUGCAGAAAAUGAAACUGAGGUAUCCGCUGAUGCAGGUUUGAAAACGGAUAAUGAAAACUCAAAAAGAGCUCAGGGAGACUUUUCCCUUACACAGUUUUUCUGUGAAACAUUCAACAGAAAUCAGAAUACUUUUGGACAUAUUGAAACAAAAACAUUGUCUGAGGAGCAUUAUCAAACACCCGAUGAGAAGACCAGGGCGGAAAAACAGUCGCACUCUCUAACCAGUUUAGAACAUUUUAAAGUAUCGGAUAAUCAAGACAGAAAAACCGUACGGAAAAAGAAAAAGACUGUGAAUAAACGGGGCAAAAAUUAUAAUAAAAUGAAAACUAAACAACAGCCACGUGAUCAGAAUUCAUCCUCGGACGAAGAAAGUCUCGAGUUCAGAAAAGAACGUUUCAAUAACAAACUAGAAGAAAACCGAAAAGCUAAAUUCCGGCCACCUGCACGUAAUAGUGCCACUAACUUUAUGACAGUUCAUAACAACUGGUUUCAGGAUGAUUUGCUUCCGGAUGAAUUAUCAUAAAUAUUUGGUCAACCAGUUUCAACUAUAUUAAAAUAAAAUAUAUAUUAUUGAAUACUGACAUAUAAUACAAAAAUAUAACAUUCAAAAUGUACGAUUAUUAUUUUGGAUACAAA